UAAUAUUUGUGUAAAAAAAAAACAAAAAACUUUAUCAUGGAUUUAAGUUAUAUAUUUAUCGUCUGCCUGCUGGCGCUAUGCAGCGCCGACGCCGAAAGCAAACAGAAGUCGGGCAGAGGCCGAGGCUCCAUGUGGUGGGGCAUCGCCAAGGUCGGCGAACCCAACAACAUUUCACCCAUCAGCACGGGCAUCAUGUAUAUGGAUCCCGCCAUACACUCGACGCUGCGCCGCAAGCAGCGACGCCUGGUCCGCGAUAAUCCCGGCGUGCUCGGCGCCCUGGUAAAGGGCGCCAACAUGGCCAUCAGCGAAUGCCAGCACCAGUUCCGCAAUCGUCGCUGGAACUGCUCCACGCGCAACUUUCUGCGCGGCAAGAAUCUGUUUGGCAAAAUCGUCGAUCGAGGCUGCCGCGAGACGGGCUUCAUCUAUGCUAUCACCAGCGCGGCUGUGACCCAUUCGAUAGCCAGGGCCUGCAGCGAGGGCACCAUCGAGUCCUGCACCUGCGACUACAGCCACCAGACGCGUUCACCGCAGGCCAAUCAUCAGGCUGGCAGCGUGGCCGGCGUUCGGGAUUGGGAGUGGGGCGGCUGCUCCGACAACAUUGGCUUCGGCUUCAAGUUCUCGCGCGAGUUCGUGGACACCGGCGAGCGAGGACGCAAUCUGCGCGAGAAGAUGAAUCUGCACAACAACGAGGCGGGCCGUGCGCACGUUCAAGCGGAGAUGCGUCAGGAGUGCAAAUGCCACGGCAUGUCCGGCUCGUGUACGGUAAAAACCUGCUGGAUGCGUCUGGCCAAUUUCCGUGUCAUAGGCGACAAUCUGAAGGCGCGCUUCGAUGGCGCCACACGCGUCCAGGUCAGCAACAGCCUGCGCCAGAGCAGCAAUGCCGUCGCCGUCGUUAGCCCCAAUGCGGCGGGCUCCAAUAGCGUUGUGGGUGGCGUCUCCGGCGGCGGCAAUGGGCUGCCAGCCUCGGUCAGCGGCUACGACGACGAGGAGCGCAUGCUCAACGAUCACAUGCCCGAGCUGCUGCUGGACAACAGCCAUCCGAAUGGCAAACAGCAUCAUCCCAAUAUGCCAUCGCCCAACAGUCUGCCGGUGGCGGGCGCAAGAGCACGCGGACAUGGACGCGGUCGCCAGGGACGCAAACACAAUAGAUAUCACUUCCAGCUAAAUCCACACAAUCCGGAACACAAGCCGCCAGGUCCGAAGGACAUUGUCUAUUUGGAGCCGUCGCCCAGUUUCUGUGAGAAGAAUCUGAGGCAGGGCAUUUUGGGCACACACGGUCGGCAGUGCAACGACACCUCGCUGGGCGUCGAUGGUUGCGAUCUGAUGUGCUGUGGGCGUGGCUAUCGCACACAGGAGGUCGUCGUUGUCGAGCGCUGCGCGUGCACCUUCCACUGGUGCUGCGAGGUCAAGUGCAAGCUCUGUCGAACCAAGAAGAUCAUACACACGUGUCUGUAAGGGCCACCCAAUCCCCCGUAUCUUGAUAGCCUGUCUAACGCCCCAAACUAGCCUGUCCCCGACUCCCUCUCCCCCUCCCCAGCUCCCACUUUGUGUAUGUGUUAUGUAUUGUCUACGCUUAGCCUUUGUUAUUAGAAGUUAAGAGCCUAGACUAAAGCCUAGUUAAAGUCCAUGACCCGCCCCCAAAUCUUAGCUUUCACAACAGCCUACUCUGACUUUUUAGCAGUAUUACAUACGAUAACAUAUAUAUGUCUAUCUAUAUAUAUAUAUAGCAAGGACACGACAAGAGGAAAGUGCACAACUUCGUUUUGCCCAGUUUUUAGUUCUAUAAGCAAUACGCAACCCUAGCAGCAAAUUUUUUUUUUUGUAAAUUACGUUUGCUGUUUUGUAGGCCCCGAUAUGAGUAUAUAGUAUGUACAUAAGUUUAGUCGUAGCUUAGACAUCGUUUUUUACAAUUUUUAAAGCGCGUUUAAACCCUCCCCCCUUCCACCUUCUCUAGCCCCUCUACCAUUUCCGUUCCAACGAAAAAAUUGUACGAAAUCAUUGAAAACAAGACUGAAAUUCAAUUGCGCGCACCUGAAACUCUCCCUCUCUCUCUCUCUCUCUCUCUCUCUCCUUCUCUCUC
Drosophila novamexicana is the source of this 2080-nucleotide messenger RNA. It is a transcript of the gene wg, whose product is annotated as protein wingless. The coding region runs from base 37 to 1455 and encodes 472 amino acids. The record is from RefSeq and is a predicted model, not a curated record. Gene Ontology annotation, molecular function: frizzled binding; cytokine activity. Lineage: Eukaryota; Metazoa; Arthropoda; Insecta; Diptera; Drosophilidae. Gene Ontology annotation, biological process: canonical Wnt signaling pathway; cell fate commitment; neuron differentiation. The transcript is spliced from 5 exons. Gene Ontology annotation, cellular component: extracellular region.